Haliotis rubra (blacklip abalone) is the source of this 415-nucleotide messenger RNA. RefSeq names its product fibropellin-1-like. Lineage: Eukaryota; Metazoa; Mollusca; Gastropoda; Lepetellida; Haliotidae. The transcript is spliced from 4 exons. The coding region runs from base 80 to 400 and encodes 106 amino acids. Gene Ontology annotation, molecular function: calcium ion binding. The record is from RefSeq and is a predicted model, not a curated record.
UACAUCUCGUGCUACAUGGAAACUAUAAAUAUGAUAAUACCCUCAACUCACCAUUAAGCACCGCUUCGAACAUCAGAAGAUGAUGACUACUGGAAAAGCAAUGAAUGUGGCUGUCGCCAUCAUCGUUAUCGCCAUUUCAAUCCUGCCGAACUUCAGUUAUGCAUCUCCAUGUCGGUUGAUGCCCUGCCACAAAGGACGCUGUAUUAAGACAUCAGCAUUCAGCGCCGUUUGCAGGUGCAACACAGGAUACAGAGGCUAUAAAUGUCACAUUGAUGUAAAUGAGUGCAAAAAAGAUCCAUGCCAUCCCGAUGCUGUGUGUAGCAACACUAGAGGAUCAUACACGUGCACAUGUCGUUCUGGAUUUGAGGGAAAUGGACGCACUUGUACAGGUAAGGUGUAGAAACAGCAUGUUGCA